Amphiprion ocellaris (clown anemonefish) is the source of this 686-nucleotide messenger RNA. RefSeq names its product tachykinin precursor 3b (gene tac3b). The transcript is spliced from 5 exons. NCBI's taxonomy places the organism in Eukaryota, Metazoa, Chordata, Actinopteri, Pomacentridae. The coding region runs from base 78 to 386 and encodes 102 amino acids. The record is from RefSeq and is a predicted model, not a curated record.
UUUUGACUUGCCAUAGAGCUCCUGUGAUAUCUGCUGAACAGGUCACUGGUUCAUACUGAAGGAUCAGAUUGAGAGUGAUGGGGAGAACUGCAAACUGCUGCACUGCUGCUUCUCUGGCUGCGUUGAUCAUCCUUGUCUUGUUUCCUGUGAGGUCAAUGUGUAAAGAAGAGAUCUACAAAGCACUGAGAGAGGCGAAGCCAGACGGAUGUCUUGGUGAAGAUGCAGCGUUGAAGAGAUUUGAUGACAUCGAUUACGACAGCUUUGUGAGUCUAAUGGGACGAAGAAGUGCCGCGCAACCAAACAGCCAAAAAAACAUGCCAGUGCCGAGAAAAAGACACAUUGAUGAGGUUCUGGCUGAUCUGCUGGGUCAGAGGACAAGUGAGUGACUUCUGCAUUACUGAAAGGAAUUCACACAGAAAGUUAUUCAAUAUUCUGUUCUCCUUUUCACUUCCUGGUGUACUUGUAAGAGAACAUAUGACAUCUAUGAAUUCAUUUUUUUUGUUUGUUUUACUAGAAAUACAAACUGUCAGUUUUUGAUUUCCUCAUGAAUCACAAUCCAAUGAGUUAUUACAAUAUGUCAUAGUUUAAAAAAGGACGACAGCGUCUGCUCAUCUUGUCCAAGAGGCUUCUUCAAUACUGACGGAUGGAGAGUCCUUGGUAUGAAAUGUGGUGUAAAAGGUUUUUAA